CAUGCGUGAACUGGUGACCUUUCGGAAAACAAGAAGGCCGCCAUGCUAGCUUCCUCAAACAUUCGAUAUUUUGGCCAAUUUCGCUGGCUUGCUUCUUGUAGACAAAAUGUCUUAAAGCCAAAGGCUCUAGCUGCUGCUGCCAGAUGCCAGGAGAGAGGUGCCGCUGUGUUGACGUCAUCACACUGCAGGUUCACAUCUCUGACCUCAAGCCAACAGUUAGGAUCUUUAAAAAACUCUAGAUGUCUCCACACUAGCAGAUACCUGUUUUCUGAUGAAAUCAGAGCAGUCAACUCCCCACCAUUUGCUGACUCCAUCUCAGAGGGAGACAUGCGAUGGAUCAAAGCUGUUGGGGAAUCUGUCAGCAAAGAUGAAGUUGUGGGUGAGAUUGAAACAGAUAAAACCAACAUGCCUGUCCAUUCUCCUGUUGAUGGUGUUAUUGAGGAGCUGAUUGUCAAAGAUGGCGACAAGGUCACACCUGGCCUGACCUUGGUCAAGAUUCGAGUUGGAGCAGGGGGGGCAACAGCUGUGAAAAAAGAGUCUGUGGCGCCACCUCCUACCGUAGAAACAUCCAAACCGCCUCCAUCAUCAUCAGGACCCAUACCUGACAAGGCCCCGCCUGUGCCCCCACCCCCCAGCCAGCCCAUCUCCUCCACCCCCAAGACAGCCGUCAAGCCUAAAGCUGCUCAGGCUCCUGCUGUGGGUGCUGCUCCCCUGGGUAUAUCAGGCAGUCGCUCAGAACAGAGGGUGAAAAUGAACAGGAUGCGUCAAAGAAUUGGUCAGCGCCUGAAAGAAGCUCAGAACACAUGUGCCAUGUUAACAACUUUCAAUGAGAUAGAUAUGAGUAAUGUGAUGGAGAUGAGGAACAAAUACAAGGACGCCUUCCAGAAGAAAUACAACCUCAAGUUGGGCUUUAUGUCAGCUUUUGUUAAAGCUGCGGCCUUUGCCUUGGCUGACCAGCCAGUGGUCAAUGCUGUCAUUGAUGACCUGGAGAUUGUCUACAGGGACUAUGUGGACAUCAGUGUGGCUGUUGCCACUCCCAAGGGUCUGGUGGUACCAGUGAUCAGAAAUGUGGAGAAGAUGAAUUAUGCUGAUAUUGAGAAGACCAUCGCUGACCUUGGUGAGAGGGCCCGAGCUGGAACCCUGGCCAUUGAGGACAUGGAUGGUGGAACCUUUACCAUCAGCAAUGGGGGAGUGUUUGGCUCCAUGUUUGGCACCCCCAUCAUCAACCCCCCACAGUCUGCUAUCCUGGGCAUGCACGGCAUCUUUGAUAGACCUGUCGCCAUCAAUGGGAAGGUAGAAAUUCGGCCCAUGAUGUAUGUAGCUUUAACCUAUGACCACAAACUGAUAGAUGGGCGCGAGGCUGUGACGUUCCUGCGUAAAAUCAAGUCAGCCGUAGAGGACCCCAGGACAAUCUUGCUGGACUUGUAACCCCAGCUUAGGACCUAGCUUAAUCUUUUAAUCCGGAGGAGCUCGUGGCAUAACAAAAUCAUGAGGAGUUUCUUGUCUGAAACCUUCUAUCUCAUGGAAUUAGGCGAAAUUGUUCCAGUGUUUGUAAGCCCUGCUUUGAUUGGUUGGUGGUGCUUGAGUCACGUGAUUUAGCCAGAUCUGAUUCUUGUAUUGAAGUUAGUUGCAUCAGUUAUGUAGUUGUCUUGUUAUGGUCCACGUGAUUCUGGUCCAAUGAGCGCCUGCUGAUGUGUAUGUUUGAAUCUAGCGUGUGAUGUGAAUGGUGCUUGCAUGGAAGCAGUGUGUAGCCAUGACUGGGUACUUAAAGAUACUGAACAUCUCUAGACUUGUGCCUGUGAUUUUAGAGAGUUUCAACCUGCAAUGUAUUUAUGGAGAGGUUUCUUUAGUUUAUUGAUAAGACAAACAUCAAUAAACUAUUCAAUUUUU
Physella acuta is the source of this 1890-nucleotide messenger RNA. Its product is annotated as dihydrolipoyllysine-residue succinyltransferase component of 2-oxoglutarate dehydrogenase complex, mitochondrial. Gene Ontology annotation, molecular function: dihydrolipoyllysine-residue succinyltransferase activity. NCBI's taxonomy places the organism in Eukaryota, Metazoa, Mollusca, Gastropoda, Physidae. The record is from RefSeq and is a predicted model, not a curated record. Gene Ontology annotation, cellular component: oxoglutarate dehydrogenase complex; mitochondrion. Gene Ontology annotation, biological process: tricarboxylic acid cycle.